Aspergillus pseudonomiae is the source of this 616-nucleotide messenger RNA. RefSeq lists its product as uncharacterized. The record is from RefSeq and is a predicted model, not a curated record. Lineage: Eukaryota; Fungi; Ascomycota; Eurotiomycetes; Eurotiales; Aspergillaceae. The transcript has a single exon. Bases 170 to 511 code for a protein of 113 amino acids.
AGGUGUCUGGCAAAAGGAUUUCCGUUUCUCACACCGGGGAAAAGAGAAGCAUAAUACAGCAUAUGGUCCUCACAAAGAAGGACUUAAAUUGGAGGCAUUAGACCGGUUGUCUGGGCUGCAACGGUUUCGGCGCACUGGGAGUCCACGGUUUGGACUAAACUUAGAGCGCAUGGCGACUUCUCAUUUUGAGGCACUGGUGGUGAUUUGGGAUUUUUUUUUCUCUCAUACUCGCAUUUUCUGGCAAAGAUGUUUUGCCUCGAUCAACAGAAUGGCUCAAGUCAUUCGCCACUCUUGUAACCAUUUCCCUUUUUUUCUCUUCUCUUCGUUAUACUUCUCAUUCAUCUUGCAUUCUGUGUCCCUAUUUGAUUUAAUAUUUGUUUUGACCUUGACCCGGGUUGCACCCUCACCACAUCAUUCCUGUGCUGGCCACAUGUAUACUUCAACUUUUCCCCAAUCAUUGCCUCAUACCCCUGUGCGCAUCAUCCUGUUUUCAUUUUGUUUGCAUCCAUAAUAUUCCCCCCGCUGUUAUUAAUUCAAGUGCCCAUUCAAUGUGCGGCAUAGCUAGUGAUAAUCAAAGAAUCAUCAAGAAAAAUACUCUUCUGGGAAUGUAGUGUAG